AUGCCACUGAAACAUUAUCUCCUUUUGCUGGUGGGCUGCCACGCCUGGGCUGUGGGCUGGGCCAACCAUGGCUGCCCUAGAGAGUGCACCUGCUCCAGGGCCUCCCAGGUGGAGUGCACGGGGGCGCACAUCGUGGUGGUACCCACCCCGCUGCCCUGGAACGCCAUGAGCCUGCAGAUCCUCAACACGCACAUCACCGAACUCAACGAAUCCCCGUUCCUCAACGUCUCGGCCCUGAUCGCCCUGCGGAUUGAGAAGAAUGAGCUGUCCCACAUCGCGCCCAGUGCCUUCCAUAAGCUGGGCUCACUGCGCUACCUCAGCCUCGCCAACAACAAGCUUCAGGUUCUGCCCGUCAGCGUCUUCCAGGGCCUGGACAACCUAGAGUCGCUCCUCUUGUCCAGCAACCAGCUGGUGCAGAUCCAACCGACUCACUUCGCCCACUUCAGCAACCUCAAGGAGCUGCAGCUGCACGGCAACCACCUGGAGUUUAUCCCCGACGGGGUCUUCGACCACCUGGUGGGCCUCGUCAAGCUGAAUCUGGGCAAGAAUAGCCUCACCCACCUCUCACCCAGGGUCUUCCAGCACCUGAGCAACCUCCAGGUCCUCCGGCUGUAUGAGAACAGGAUUUCAGACAUCCCCAUGGGCUGUUUUGACGGGCUUGGCAACCUCCAGGAGCUGGCCCUGCAGCAGAACCAGAUUAGUACGCUGUCUCCUGGCCUCUUCCACAACAACUGUAACCUCCAGAAGCUCUAUCUGUCCAACAACCACAUCUCCCAGCUGCCCUCCAGCAUCUUCAUGCAGCUGCCCCAGCUCAACCGGCUCACGCUCUUCGGGAAUUCCCUGAAGGAGCUCUCUCCGGGCAUCUUUGGACCCAUGCACAACCUGCGUGAGCUUUGGCUCUAUGACAACCAUAUCGCCUCCCUCCCGGACAAUGUCUUCAGCAGCCUCCGCCAGUUGCAGGUGCUGGUCCUCAGCCACAACCAGAUCAGCUACAUCUCCCCGGAUGCCUUCAAUGGGCUGGUAGAGGUGCAGGAGCUGUCCCUCCACACCAAUGUGCUGCAGGAGCUGGACGGGAGUGUCUUCCGCACGUUGGCCAAUCUGCAGAACAUCUCCCUGCAGAACAACCGCCUCAGACAGCUCCCGAGCAACAUCUUCGCCAACGCCAAUGAACUCAGGACCAUCCAGCUGCAGAACAACCAGCUAGAGAACCUGCCCUUGGGCAUCUUCGAUCACCUGGGGAAGCUGUGUGAGCUGCGGCUCUAUGACAACCCCUGGAGGUGUGACUCAGACAUCCUUCCGCUCCACAAUUGGCUCCUACUCAACAAGGCCAGGCUGGGGACAGACACUCCCCCGGUGUGUUUCAGCCCAGCCAAUGUCCGAGGCCAGUCCCUCAUCAUCAUCGAUGACAAUGUUGUCUCCAGUGUCCAGGGUUCAGUGGUCCCCAAGGUGUCCACCCACCCAGAGACACCCAGCUACUCCGACACCACCUGCGUCUCCUCCACCACUGACUUCACCAGUCUGACCACCAUCAAGACCACCAGUAGCCGUGACACGGGGGGCAUGACCCAGGCCCAGAGCGGGCUGACCAUUGCUGCCAUUGUGAUUGGCAUCAUCGCUCUGGCCUGCUCCUUGGCUGCCUGCAUCUGCUGUUGCUUCUGCAAGAAGAGGAACCAUGCAGUCCUGAUGCAGAUGAAGGCACCCAAUGAGUGUUAA
This is a messenger RNA of Globicephala melas (long-finned pilot whale), 1713 nucleotides long. RefSeq names its product leucine rich repeat containing 15 (gene LRRC15). Gene Ontology annotation, cellular component: plasma membrane. Gene Ontology annotation, biological process: cell surface receptor signaling pathway. The record is from RefSeq and is a predicted model, not a curated record. Gene Ontology annotation, molecular function: protein binding. NCBI's taxonomy places the organism in Eukaryota, Metazoa, Chordata, Mammalia, Artiodactyla, Delphinidae.